This is a messenger RNA of Vitis riparia (riverbank grape), 2507 nucleotides long. RefSeq names its product ubinuclein-2-like. Lineage: Eukaryota; Viridiplantae; Streptophyta; Magnoliopsida; Vitales; Vitaceae. The record is from RefSeq and is a predicted model, not a curated record. The coding region runs from base 89 to 2137 and encodes 682 amino acids. The transcript is spliced from 13 exons. Gene Ontology annotation, cellular component: nucleus.
UGUUGGUUUGCUUGUUUGGUUGCCGGGAAAACGCGAAGCCUUCAGUUGCAGUUCAACUGUUUGGCCCCAGGAAAGCGUUUAAGGCAACAUGGGACAACCUGCUGAAGGCGAAUUAAACGAUGCUCCUGCUCCGAAUCGUUUCAGUGCUGUUAUUGAGAAGAUUGAACGCCUUUACAUGGGUAAGCAAAGUAGUGAUGAGGAAGAUCUAGAUGAUUUUCCUGAUGAUGAUCAGUAUGACACUGAAGACUCUUUUAUCGAUGAUGCUGAGCUGGAUGAGUAUUUUCAAGUCGAUAACUCUGCAAUAAAACAUGAUGGAUUCUUUGUCAACAGGGGGAAGCUGGAACGCAUAAGUGAACCUCCUUUAUCUCCUAACCAUCAAUCCAAGAAAAGGCGAAGGAAAGAUUUGGCAAAAGCUCAAGGAGAGAGUGAUGAUGCUAACGUACCAAAUAAACAUGUCAAAGUGGGUAAGACAGUGUCUGGAAAGUCUGCUGCAUUGGUUGCAAAGAAUGCGUCUGUUCCCUCUCAGGCUCCUGCUGUUACAAGUGAACAUGGUGAAGAUAUGAAACAUCAGAAUCAAUCAAAUGCGUCUGUGAUAUGUUCGAAAAAAAAAUCUGCUGAUACUAAAACUACAUUGGAUCCUUCAUCUUUGAAAGUUUCAAAUGGCAGUUCUUCUGUAGCCUUAGCAGAAGUGAAGGAUGAAAGACAGAAGACAGGAGUGCUCCCGUCCAAGAACCUUGGCAACAAAAUGAAAGAUGCAAGUGGGUUCUCUGAUGCUUCACAUCAGAGAUAUCAUGAUAAAAAUGCUUAUACACAAUUAAAAUCCCAAUCUGGAAGACUAUCAGACAAUCUUAGUCCACUAGAAGUAGCAGCUCGGCCAAGAGAAAAGAAUGGUGUUCGAGAACUUCCUGAAACUAAUGUCUCAGAGAGCAAGUGUAUGAUGCAAACAACAAAAGCUUCACAUAUUCACCGAAAGGAUGGUUCUAGUGCUAGGCCCAAAGGAACAAUGCUUGAAAAAGCCAUUACGGAAUUAGAGAGGAUGGUGGCAGAAUCAAGGCCGCCCACUAUGGAUGUUCAAGAUGGUGAUACUUCAUCCCAAGCAGUCAAAAGGAGAUUGCCUCCCGAAAUAAAGCUGAAACUUGCAAAAGUUGCUAGACUAGCGCAGGCGAGCCAUGGCAAAAUAUCUAAGGAGUUACUUAAUCGGCUUAUGAGCAUUCUCGGACACCUAAUCCAGCUUAGGACAUUAAAGCGAAAUUUGAAAGUCAUGAUUAACAUGGGUCUGUCAGCAAAACAAGAGAAAGAUGAUAGAUUUCAACAGAUAAAGAAGGAAGUUAUUGAGAUGAUUAAAAUGCGGGUGCCCUCUCCAAGGUCCAAGGGGUUUGAUCAACAAGUUGGAUCAUCGGAUGAUUUUCAAGAAUUCGGUUCUGAAGAAAAGGGCGUUCUUAAAAGAAAAUUUUCUAUGGGCGACGAGAUGGAGGAUAAGAUUUGUGAUCUCUAUGACCUUUAUGUUGAUGGGCUGGAGGAUGAUGCAGGUCCACAAAUUCGAAAGUUGUAUGCAGAGCUUGCAGAACUGUGGCCAAAUGGAUCAAUGGACAACCAUGGGAUUAAACGUGCAAUUUGUAGGGCUAAGGACCGUAAGAGAGCACUAUACAGCCGUCAUAAGGACCAGGAGAAAAUUAAGAGGAAGAAGCUGUUGACAUCAAGGACAGAGGAUGCUGUUCGAGUUGAGUCUAGUUCAAUUGCUCAGCCACAGUAUGCUCGGGAGAGGCCGGCCACUGAUUCUGGUACUCAUGGCUUAACUGCAUCUAGUAAGCCAGUACCCAACACAACUACCGCUGCUGUCCGGAUGCCUAGUCCUUCAGUGAAUGGUCCUAGCUUGGACAAGGUGAAACAAGAGAAGGUAAAGAUAAGUUCUGGCAACUCCUUGGACGAUCCUAGGGGUGUGGAUGGUGCAUUGCCAAAGAAAAAGGCGAAGAAGCCAGAACUGGAAUCAGGUGAAGCUCAUUUCCGUCCCGAGAAGUUGCCUUCCCAACAGGGAGAGGAACGACAGAAAUCAUACAAGCAGGCUACAGCUCCUCCUUCCCAUAAAUCAAACCUUCAUCAGUCGGGGGCUGUUACAAACUUUGAACAGUCAAGCUGACAUGCUGUUAGCUCAAUCAGAAAAUUUAUAUUCCCGAAAUGUUGCUUAGCACAGAUGUCCCUUUUUCGUUUUUUGGGUCUCGUUUCUUCUUCCUUCAUUUUGCGGCUUCAUUUGGUCUUGUGACAAACUGAUUGGGUUUUCCUGUCUCUGUAAGUAGACGUUGUUGCAUUGCAUGGAGCCUCCUGGAUUAGAGUUUUCCUUUUUAAUUUUUAUCUUAAAUAGAGAUAGCAGAAAGCUGUAAUUUUGCUGUGCAGCAUAUCUGCAUGGCUUCAACUGCUAUUUUUAUUCAUUCUUUUCCCUUGUUACAUUUUAAAUUUAGUUUCCCCAUCAGUUCCUUUUUAUGAUAGGUCUUACAUUAUAAUUGAAUUCA